This is a messenger RNA of Somion occarium, 2349 nucleotides long. The record is from the annotation of a GenBank genome assembly. Lineage: Eukaryota; Fungi; Basidiomycota; Agaricomycetes; Polyporales; Cerrenaceae.
CUAGGCUCUGAAGAUCUGACCUCUGGGCCGUUCUUGCCUACAAACUCUUCGUCCUGCUUGCACAAGACAUCGUCGGACCACCAGUUUGAACAAAUAUAUCAGAUUACACGGAGACAUAGAGCAAGACACACUUUUAAAAACAGAACAAGUCAAAUCCCAAAUGUGCCCGCGAACCUUGAGGUGAAUUCAGCUGUGAAGUCAUACCCCGGCCCUGAAUCUGCUACCCCGCAACCAGUGAGGUGAGUUCAAUCACGGCUUUCACGGAAACCAUGAUGAGUGAUGAUCUAUUUUGCUGAAGGUACGGUAUGCGUAACCCUUAUAAGCGGUCUCGGAGCCUGUUUCUGACUACCAGUGACGUAUAAAAGGAACCGCAUUAUUGUGUUGGGACGUCCUUUCUCCCCAUAGAUACAAAACUUUGACCAUACAACGCACAUCAUGUCCAAAGGACUUUUAGCCAUCCCCAGUGAUAUCAUUAUCCUGGUAAUGUACUUCCUCAAUGCCAAGGAUCUUGCGGCACUGGAGUGCACAUGCAGAGAACUCUUCCACCUUGUUGAAGAAUACGGUUGGACGAUCAAUCUGAAAUCGCAUCCAAGACCUGCUUUCAGUCUGCGAAAGACAUUCAAACUAUGGUCUACCAAAGAGCAAGUCCGUUAUAGUACAAUUACUGAUCAUAAUUGGGACAAUGCCGAAUUCAUAGCGCGACCCCUCUCAAACAGAUGGGCCGGUAAACUCCAGCCCAUACUCGCUAUCAACUCUUCCCGUUUGUUACUGGCUGCUGGGAACAAAAUAUACUCCUACAGCUUCAUCCCUUCCCCUUCUGCGCGGGCACCUUCGGUGCAUUUGGAAUGCAUAUAUUCCACAAGUAACGUCGUCCACCCCAAUCUGGAUAUAACCAGUAUCGUCUGCAUUCCGGAUGACGGCUUGGACCGCACGGUCUAUGUCGGCUACGCCAAUGGUAUAUUGGAACGUCUGGUGCUACCGUCUGUACGGGAUGGUCAUGACGGAUCAGUGCCAGUGGAGUCUUUGUUAAAAGAAACUUUCAACUUUCACGCAGACGAUCUCAUAGAGAGUCUUUCCGCCUCUUCCACGCACCUCCUCACUCUCUCGGCUUCGGGGAAUGCUGUUUACUUCCCACUCGCGUCCCCACAUCCGGAACCAGAAUUUCUACAUCUGAAUACGCGCAGUUGGUCCGCCCAUCUGUCCACACGAUCAUCGUCUCCUUACGCAGCGUUUGGGAUGUCCUCCAUGAAUCCAUUGGUAGUUCAUGAUAUACUACCAUCAGGCCUGUCCCCAACGCCAUCUACAUUUCUCGCUCCAUUCAUUGAUACAGGACGUCCAUCCGCGGUAUACGCCAUCGACGAAGCUCCACCUGCUGCCCCUUGGGGUGCAUCUGACCAGGUUCUCGUAUCUGGAUGGUACAACGGUGUCGUAAACGUGUACGACUUACGCGCACCUACCCGACCGUUCUCGCAGACUUUAGGCCCGCCAUCACUUCGUCCUUCGCUCCAUUUCGAAGACCCAUGGUCCGACGAACCUAUCUACUCGCUUUCUUGUGGUGGGGGAUCGGGUGCUCAUAUAGCAGCAGGUUCGGCACGUCAUAGUGUCGUAGCUUUCUUCGACGUUCGUGCUCCUGCGAAAGGUUGGAGUGUUCACGCACCUGGAAACGACUCAAGUCCGGUCUAUUCGGUCAUUGUCGACGGUUCCCGUGUGUUUGGUGCCAAUCAAAGUCGUGGUUUUGUUUUCGACUUUGGACCAGGCGUACAGGAGGAUACAUAUCCUGCGGUUAGCGAGUCCUUACCUACAACAAGGCCUGGAAGAGGGCAGCGGCAGCCCUUUGGGAAUCUUUUGAAAAGGUCGACAAAGCAUCCGGCUGGUUUCUACGUCACUAAGUAUGGCCAUAGUCGUGAAAGAGGAUGGUAGCGGUAGGCUGGUAGCUUAUAUGCUCCCAUGGUCAUGAGCUGGAUGAGAUGUAGGUAUAUAAGAGGGAAUAACAUUAUAGGAGUAAUGGGAAAGGAUUACAUCAUGAGCGGUAGAGAACGAUGCACGGUAUCGGGAAGAUAGUACAAACAGAUAGACAGCAAUAAAUGAUGAAUGGUAUGUAUAGACAGAUGCAGAUUGUCCAAAAGAGAUAAAAGAGGAUAGGAGAUUAGGGAAACAUAGGAAACUGGAGACCUCGAAUACAAGUUGAGCUGGGUAGAAAGUCGAAGGGGUGAGACGACGAGAACUAGACGCGACAAAGCAAGAAAUAUCGCGGUACCAUAAGACGAGAUAAGAAAGAUAUACGAAGUUAGAAAUGAGUAAAGUGUAUGACCACGAAAAUUGUAUCAGGUCAUAAAGCGGAAACGGGGG